Molecule: messenger RNA, 2150 nt
Organism: Syzygium oleosum
Lineage: Eukaryota; Viridiplantae; Streptophyta; Magnoliopsida; Myrtales; Myrtaceae
Product: cyclin-SDS-like
Exons: 7
Coding region: 245-1981 (578 amino acids)
Biological process (GO): mitotic cell cycle phase transition; regulation of cyclin-dependent protein serine/threonine kinase activity
Cellular component (GO): nucleus; cyclin-dependent protein kinase holoenzyme complex; cytoplasm
Molecular function (GO): cyclin-dependent protein serine/threonine kinase regulator activity
Source: RefSeq, a predicted model, not a curated record
GCCUCUUCUUCUACUCCUUCUUCUUCUUCUUCUUCUUCUGCUACUCCUCCUCCUCACUACACUGCGAUCACUUCACAACAUUCCAUAAAACCAUAACCAAUCUCUCUCUCUCUCUCUCUCUCUCUCUGAGUCGUCCUCCAUCACCAAACUCGUAACACGGCAUUGUCUCGAAGCUCGAACUAGUUCGACAGAGUUCAAUUCCGACGACGGCGGGAGCCGAGCCGGAUAGGGAACCCGCUGGGAAAUGAAGCCGCCGCCGCCGCCGAUACGCAGGAUGCUCCGGUCGAAGCUUCCCCAGAGGAGGCGGUCGCAGUUCUCUCCCCUUCCUUGCUUCUCGCGCGACUCCACCAUCUCCGCUUCCGUGGAUUCCAGCUACCUGGACGGCGAAGCCUCCGUCGGGAGCACUCGGAAGCGGCGAUCGGAUGCUGCUGCCGGAGGCGGCGACUGCGAGCUCAGGAGAGCGGCGAGGCCGUCGUGCAGGCGGCGGGCGGAGGGCGAAGGCGGAGCUGCUGGAGCUGUCGCGGAGGCCUCGGUGUCGGAGACGUGCUCCGGUUCGUCUUUCGAGGUCGAUUCCAGAGAGGAGAGCUCCGAGUUGAAGGACACCGGAGCCUGCCGCGGUUUGGAGGAAUUCAGAGAGAAUGCGGCUUCGGAGUCGAUCGCGCGGUCGGAGAUCUCUUGCGUUCACCAGCAUGAGCCGGCGACGUCCGGUGAGCUCUCCAGCGAAUUGUCGAGGAACAGAAAUGCUGAAAAUGAGGUCGUCUCUCGUCCGUCUUUCGUUGACUUGUGCUCUAAGGCAACUAGCGGUUUCCGAUUUGCCGAAUUGGAGGACGACACGCUUGCAGUCGAAUGCCAUGAGAACAGAGCAUCGUCGGAGAUCUUCUCCGAAACGUCAAAAGAUCACGUCGCCGGUUGUUUACCCGCUUCAAAGUCGGAAUCGACUGUCGAUCAAAAGCCAAGCUACAUCAAUUACGACGCUGACCUCGCCUGCACAGAGCAAAUCCCGUACGACGGCAUCUCGGACUACUCUUCUGAUCUCGAUCUCGACUCAUUCUCCGAGCUACAAAAGGAGCUAUUCGAGGAAAACUCGGACGAAUACUCCUCCGAGUACAUUCUGUCGAUUUCCUCUGAAUCUGGACCUGAGUUCUCCGAGAAAUCAGAUGAAGAUUCGAAUCCUUCUCCAACCUUCUCUUUGCUCAUCCAGUACAGGGAGCAAUUUUUGAGAUCGAGUACCCGUUCAGACAACCGCAAAGCUUGGAGUCUCAUUUCCCAAGUAAAUCAUGGGUGUGGCGACGAGGAGGAUGCGGAGAGCUACCAGCUGUUGAGAAACAGAGAGAGGAGAGAAGUCUUCUUGCGGAACUACGUCGAGGAAUACGGUGAGCCCGUGCUCAAGGAAAGGACACGAAUGGUUCACUGGAUAAUUGAGCAAUCUACUGCAAGAGAGCUCCACAACGAGACUUUGUUUCUAGGGGUGAGCCUCUUUGACAGAUUCUUUAGUAAAGGAUACUUCAAACAGCGAAGGAACUUUCAAAUUGCUGGAAUAGCCUGUCUCACCCUAGCCACCAGGAUUGAGGAGAAUCAACCUUACAACAGCGUAAGACAAAAGAACUUCCGUGUGGGGAGUGACAACUACAGCAGAUGCGAAGUGGUGGCAAUGGAGUGGUUGGUACUAGAGGUUCUCAACUUUCAGUGUGCAUUGCCUACCAUGCACAACUUCUUAUGGUUCUACUCAAGAGCUGCAAGAGCUGAUGCUAGAGUGAAUAAGAGGGCCAUAAACUUGGCAGCUUUAGCUCUGCUAGACCAUGAGCAGCUGUCCUACUGGCCUUCCACAGUUGCAGCUGCGCUGGUCAUCCUGGCAUCAGUGGAAGAUGCAUCCUGCAAGCGAGUCAUGCAGACUCAUCUCGGAACAGAAGGUGAUGAUAUAGUGAGAUGCAUAGAGAGCUUGCAGUGGGUAGCAAAGUACAUUGCAGAAGUAGCAGAUUAGCGACGCCGUAAAUCAGCCUUAUGUUCAAUUAAACUCUCUGCUUUCCAUUAUAUCCAUACAAAUUGAUUGAUUAAAAAACAUUCUUUUCAUAUACUACAGAAGUUCAUUAUGUCUGAAGCCCGAGUGGGCAAUACAUUAGAUGAAAUACAAUUCUUUUAUUCUGUUUUAA